Molecule: messenger RNA, 1989 nt
Organism: Cavenderia fasciculata
Lineage: Eukaryota; Evosea; Eumycetozoa; Acytosteliales; Cavenderiaceae
Product: putative transmembrane protein
Exons: 2
Coding region: 1-1989 (662 amino acids)
Source: RefSeq, a predicted model, not a curated record
AUGGAAGAAGAUAAUAAUAUCGAUUCCAAUCCUAUAACUCCAGCUGGAACUGGAGCUCGUUCAACACCAACAACCCCACGCGGUCAAAUAUCAAGUCCAAGUGACAUAGGAUCACCAAAUCCAUUCAGUGGCGAUGAAGAUGACAAUACUUCAGUAUCAUCUUCAGAGAGUGAAACUCUUGGAGUUGUCAUUCCAACCAAAUCAAAACAAGAUUUAAGUUUAAAAAUAGAUGAAAUUAGAAGAUCAAAAGAUAAUUUCCCAUUGGCAGAAGGAGAAAAGAGUGUUAGACUACGUCCAAGAAGUUCAAGUGUAAAUGGAGGACAACAAGAAAAAGAAAAAGAUACCAACAACAACAACAAUAAUAAUAAUAAUAAUACAAGUAAUCAAAAUAUAGAAGAAAUCAUUACGGUUAGUGGUGGAUCAAGAACACCAAGAAAUCCAAUGGUUGAUUUAACAUCGACGAUUAAAAAGAGUGAUAGUGAUUCAUCGAUUGAAGUCGAUGAAGAUGAUGAAGAUGAAGAGGAUUAUGACGAGAAUGAUGAUGAUGCCGACAAUGACACGAUCAAAAAUGAAAAGGGACAUACUGAAAUGCACGAAUUGUCCGAAGACAAGAUCAAAGGUCAAAAGGAAAGAGAUGAAGCCAAAAAGAUUAAUAACCGUCGUCUUCAAUUGCACUGGGCCACUCAUCUUGCCGAAGUGUCAUUGGAAUAUGGAAAGGUUACGAUUGUAGCGUUGGUAGCAUGCAUCAUUAUGAUUAUCUUGGCAUAUGGUUUUUCAACACAGUCUUGGAUCAAACGUGGUAAUGGAACAACCGACUAUUUCUACAAAAACAGUGUGACGGUGUUGACAUCGACCUUUUUCAUCAUUGGUCUUGCCAUCUUUACCGGUAUCCAGUUUUGGGCGGUCUUUGGUAUGAAACGUAUGCUACAAACCAAGUUUUACUUGUGGGUGGUGGCAGCGAUUGGGUUGUUCCUCGUCGUACCAUGGGGUAUGAAUGCAGGAGACCAAUCGUACUGGUACUGGCUCGGUGACGUCUUGUUGUUGAUUAUUGGAUACACUGGAUUGUGCUUUGUCAUGGGAUACGUCGGAAAGAGCUAUCAAACCAACCCCGAACGUAUCAAAAACGGGUUCGCCUUUCUCGGCACCGAGUUGCUCGUAUCUGCCUGUGCUCUUGCAUACGGUAUGUUUUUGAUCCAACUCUACUCCAACUUUUCCAAUGUCUCCAAGAUUGCAUGGCGUCUUUUGGUGCAUCCAAUCUACUUUGAAAUAUUCAUGAUGAUUCCAGUACGUCUGCUAGUCACCAAGCAAAUGGAACGCAAGGGUGUCAAUAUUAUGCACAGUCUUGCCGUCGUCCAUGCACAGGCUCAUAUCUCCACCCUCGGACGUAUGAUGAUUUCAACUAUCAACCAGACCGAGUUUACCAUCGUGUCUGUCCUGCUCCUCAAUAUCGGCAAGCUCGUGUUCCGUUCGUCUGUCCAACUGCGUGACCGUCUCGCCUCCAACAUGAUCUCCAAGAUCACACAUCACGAACACAAAGAAUCCAAAAAGUUUGUUAGAGCCGUCGGCAUGUACACCGAAAUGAUUAUGGAGAACUCGUCCAUCCCAGCCUCUGCCUUUACCAUGUGGGUAUUCUACGAUAACCGUGGUCUCUUUUUCUUCCCAUACCCCGAUGGAGGUACUUUUACCCUCGGCGAGGCUGCUCUCAACUCGUUCAUCCAAUUGAUCGGUGCCUUUGUAUUUGAUAUCAUCACUCUAUGGAUCAACGAGCGUUACUUUGGUCUACCACUCGAACGUGCCUGGAAAAAGAUGCGUGAGAAUUGGGCUCCCUUCUUUGGCUUCCUCAUCUAUGGUAUUGCCACCAUGGGUAUGGGUGGUAUCAUUUGGAUGGCUUGCAAACUCCCUCGUUUCGUCACUUGUUCAAGUCACGACGUUUGCAGUUGUAAAUUUGUUGAAGAUUGUCAAGAAUUUAUUGAUACUCGUUUAUCUUAA